This is a messenger RNA of Daucus carota subsp. sativus, 2016 nucleotides long. Its product is annotated as malonyl-coenzyme A:anthocyanin 3-O-glucoside-6''-O-malonyltransferase. Bases 20 to 1375 code for a protein of 451 amino acids. The transcript has a single exon. The record is from RefSeq and is a predicted model, not a curated record. NCBI's taxonomy places the organism in Eukaryota, Viridiplantae, Streptophyta, Magnoliopsida, Apiales, Apiaceae.
GCUUGUCGCAUUAGGGAAAAUGGAGGGUGAAGCAGCCACAGUAACCGUGCUUGAACACUGCAAAGUGAGUCCAGCCCCAGACGGUGUCCCCGUGACAUCUCUGCACCUCCCAUUUUUCGACUUGUUAUGGCUCACUUUCCAUCCCCUCGGCCGUCUCAUCUUGUAUGAUUUUCCGCACUCCACCAACCAUUUUAUUCAAAAAACCGUUCCGAUUCUGAAAACAUCACUCUCUCUCGCCCUCAAAAACUUCACUCCCCUGGCUGGAAAAUUACUAAUUCCCUCCGAUGCUGAUUCCAACGCUGAUUGCCUGAUCCGAUACUCGGACGGAGACUCGGUCUCUGUCACAUUUGCUGAGUGCAACGGCGAUGUUAAUCAUUUCUUUGGAGGCCAUGCACGCGAUGCAGACGUAUUAAAGCCUCUUGCUACUCCAAUCUCUUCGACUAGUCUGUUUGCUAUUCAGGUUACGGUAUUCCCGAACAGGGCCAUUUCUAUUGGAAUCAUGAACUCCCAUGUGGUUGCAGAUGGGAACACUGUGUUCAAUUUUAUACGAGCAUGGGCUUCGAUUGCUAAACGACUCUGCAGCUCUGAUAUUGUGUCUACAGAGGAUUACAUGAUCCCGGAUUAUGAUAGGAGUUCUAUUAAGGAUCCCUACGGUCUGGGCACCAUGAUUAUGAAAUCUUUAGGACCGCUAAUUAAACAGGUCCAGAUAAAAGAAUCUUCGGUCCCCAGGGCCAGAGCGACGUUUGUUUUAACUGAAUCUAAAAUUCAAGCCCUCAAGAAGACGGUUUUAGCCAAACGGCCUGAAUUAUCCUACGUGUCAUCUUUCACCGUCACGUGUGCUUAUCUCUGGACAUGUUUCGCAAAAUCAAGAUACAAUGUGGAGAAGGAGAAGCACAGGCUAGAUGAGCCUCAGAACUUCGGGUUUGUCAUGGACUGUCGUGCUCGACUGGAUCCGCCCCUGCCUAAUUCCUACUUCGGCAAUUGCUUAGUCCCCUGCAUCGCAGCGCAGACUGGGAGAGUUAUGGCAGGAGAUGAAGGGCUAGAGGCUGCCGCAGAGGUGCUGGGAAAUGCAAUUGCUGUGAAGCUCAAGGAAGGUCCCUUGCACGAUUCGGAGAAAUGGAUGGAGCAAUUCGCGGGGUUAAUGAGAGGGGAAUGGAGUAUUGGCAUUGCUGGCUCCCCGAAAUUGGACUACUACAACAAUAUUGAUUUCGGAUGGGGUAAGCCUCUCAAGUUCGAAUUCGUGAACGAGACAUUAUCGUUGUCGAGAUGUAAAGAUUCCAAAAUGGACAUUGAAAUUGGAGUCAUUUUGCCUGAAGCUGAGAUGGAUGAGUUCUCAACGCUUUUCAUCCAAGGCUUGCGUGAUUUGGACGGCUAAGCUGUUUUCAGAAACAACGUUUCUCAUAUUUUCUGUUUGCUGGUUACGUAUUUUCUCAGAACUCUUAUUAAAAAUGGGACAAAACAUUAUAUGUCUUCUAAUAACUGUUUUUUAGUUUUUAUAAACGCACACAGUUUUUCUGUUAUCAAGGCAAAAGUGCUUGAAUGCUUUUCUUAAAAUGUCCGGUGGUUAACUUGUUCUAUUAUUUGUGCCAUUAUCAACUACUUGCUAGCCACUUCCACGAUAACGGCAGAUCAAUAUUGUUGGAUCUGCGGAAAGAGUGUUUACCAAAUAAUCUUUGUUAUUCUGUGAAAUUUUGAAACUCGAAUUGUUCAGUAAACUGUUUAAAUUAACCGAAGGACCUGUCCCUAGCCAUCGGUUGUAUCCAACCAGCUAUUCGCAGUAGCACCCACAAAUUUGCGCUGGUAGGUAAGUUGAAAAACGGCCUGUGCUGCUCUGUUUUAGCAGCACUGAUCCCCUUAAUUUUUGUUGAAAUUUUGGCAGCACUUCUCUGUUAAUGCAAGUUACCAGUCCUGUUUUUUUUGUAAGCAACAACCAACUACAGUACAAGUCAUCCCAUCAUCCAACUAAAGAAGAAUUACAAGCAACUCAAUACAGCAUACGAAUACACACAACCACCG